Molecule: messenger RNA, 873 nt
Organism: Aegilops tauschii subsp. strangulata
Lineage: Eukaryota; Viridiplantae; Streptophyta; Magnoliopsida; Poales; Poaceae
Source: RefSeq, a predicted model, not a curated record
AUGGGGACCGCCGUCAGGAUCGGCGCCCUAGCGAGACGAUGGAGGCGCGUCCCUCGUCUGCUCUCCGAUCUCGUCAUCGACGUCGCUGACUUGGUACCGCAUGCUUCGGAUCGCACGGUGGAUGAUAUAAUGACGACGUACACCAACGCCACGAGGUGGUUGCUAGCCCCCAGUGAACAGCGGAGGAUCAAGAGCUUGUGCCUUACGUUUUACCUCACCGACCCUUACCUGCACUCCAUCGGAAACGCAGUUGUCGAGAGCGGUGGCAGCACAGCCAAUCCUCUGGAAUUCACCAUACGGGCGGAUGUGGACACCAGGAGGGUCAACAAGGCGCAGCGCGCCAUGUUUGGACGACGCUUCAUGUCCUUCCUUGGUGCUUGCCCCGUUGCUUUCAGUUGGCUAACCAGCCUCACCCUGCAAAAUAUUUGCUUCAGCGACUCGGGUAUCUCGGAUCUCCUCAACACUUGCAGUCGACUAGAGCUCCUUUCCUUGAGCCGUUGUGGCUCUAGCUCCCACCCCGUCCUACAGAUAGACGCGCCGACAUCCUCGCUCUCGACCUUGGAAAUCUGUGAUUCUUUCUACCGAGGAGUUGAGCUGACCAGUGUCCCAAAACUACAACGCUUCUUUUGUGACGACGUCAAUGACUUCGCUCCGAUCUCCAGACUGCGGUUUGGAUAUGUUCCUUGCCUUCACAACAUAAACCUCUCAACACUACAUCUGCGUUACUACUAUGAUGAUUCGAGACAGCUCUUCCCCGCCUUCAGUAACCUGAGAGUUCUGUAUCUCUCCAACUUGGAAACUGAUAAAAUGGACUGGACACUUUUAGUCCUAGCCGCCGCACCUUUGCUCAAGAAAUUUUCUACUAAGCUUUAG